Molecule: messenger RNA, 2377 nt
Organism: Eupeodes corollae
Lineage: Eukaryota; Metazoa; Arthropoda; Insecta; Diptera; Syrphidae
Product: integral membrane protein 2B
Exons: 3
Coding region: 185-1129 (314 amino acids)
Biological process (GO): negative regulation of amyloid precursor protein biosynthetic process
Cellular component (GO): plasma membrane; extracellular exosome; Golgi apparatus
Molecular function (GO): amyloid-beta binding
Source: RefSeq, a predicted model, not a curated record
CUUCAAUAUCGAAUUUGUUUUCGUACGCAACCCAACCAUAAUCGUGUCGCUGCAACAGCUCGUCAAGACAAAUUAGAAUUAUAAUUUCACAAUAAAAUAAAAAAGGAAACAUUGAGAAAAUAAUAAUCAUUUGAUUUAAUUUUAAUUGUGCAAAUAAAUUUAAAAAGUAAAAUAUUAAAUCAAGAUGACGAUUCUUACAAAACCGUCGAAUGAAAAGAAAUCCGAAAAAAUUCCCCUGCCAUCGGGAAUGGUUACCAGCGAUGGCCAACCCUUGCCUAGUGCUCCUAUGGUGGCACCAUUGAGUGGAGAAUCCGAUGUUGAAUCUAUGGUUUUCAAUCGUCGUCACAUCUCAGCCUCAACAACGAUUUUCCUGUUCCUUUCGGCAUUGGCUGUGAUGCUCGUUGGUAUUCUUGGCGGUGUAGCCAUCUAUCGAAUGUACGCCCCAGCUCAGCGAAGCCUUCACUACCGUGGCAUGUGUGAAAUUCCAUACUUCCAACGCCAGAAUAUGUCCAUUGCUCGAUUGUAUGCCCAUCCAGAAUUAAUUAAAAUGGGUGAUCUUCGUAAUCUUUUCUCAAUCACCAACGAAUCGUCACCAUCUUUGAAUGAGAUGCCCUCUGAUGAAUUCUUCCGCGAAGAAAUCGAAUUGGAUUUAACCGAUGACGAGAGCUUUGCCAAAAUCGAUGUUCCCGAUUUUAAGAAUGGACGCAACGGACGUUUUAUGCAUGAUUUUAAAGAAAACGAAUCGGCAAUUAUUGAUACUUCGGCAAAUAGGUGCUUCAUUAUGCCGUUGGAUAGGGAAACAACUUUGCCACCGAAGAAUUUCUUAGAUUUAAUGCAGAAAAUCGGAACAGGUUACUAUAAUAUCGAUACCGAUCGUGUACGCAUGAAUAUGCGUGUUGUCACACCCGAACUAACCGACAUGACUUUGAUCUCACAAAAGAUUGCUAGCGAAUGCUAUGACAUGAAAGUGUACCUAUUGGAGAGAUACAUUUCUGGUGUUUACAAACGUGAAGCCAGAUAUUUGUCGAAUUCAGGUAAAUUCGCUGAAUUCUCUGGCAGGAAAAUUGUCGAAUUCAAUUUAGUUAAUAUUGGAGAAAUUGAAGAUUUGGAAGCGAUGCAAAAGAAGUAAUUUCUUAACGACAUUGGUGCUAUAUAGCUACAUAUAUAUGCGAAAUUCUUUUUUGCCUACAAAAAAAAACAAAAAUAUAUUUUAUAUAGAUGUUUAAGAUUUAGACUAUUUUCAUUUUUAAAUUUUUAUUUUAUAUUAUAAAACAAACUAUGAUUUAAUAAUUUGCAAACCAAUCACUAAAACUAAAAUAAUACAAUUUCUUUUAACUUUUUCUUUUUUUAAAUAUUCUAAAUGGUUUUGUUGUUUUUCAAAUAAAAUUAACAAACAAAAAAAUAACACAUAAUCAAUCAUUCCUGCUAUAAUAACAACAAUUUUAAAACAACAUUUUUAUGUUCUGCCAAAAUGCAAUAAUAACAAAAAAACAACAAAAACAAUUUAAAAAUACAAAAUACUGACAAGAAAAUAAAAAAUAUAACACUAUUUUUGUAGCCAUUAUUUUUUGUGUGUAAACAAUUAUACUUAAAAAAAAUUACAUCAAUUAUAAAAUAAAUAAACAGACAAAAAUUGUAUUUACUAAAACUUAACAACCAUUUGUUAAUGGUGGACAACAAAACAAAAAUCAUAAAACAAAUAAGUAUUUUUAUUUUUUAAAUAUAAACUUGUUAAUCUUCAAAUUAAAUGGUACCUAAUGUUUGCUAAAAAAAGAAAAGAAACAGAAAGAAAUUUAAAAAUUUUUGGUUUGUUUUAUUUGUAAAUUUUUUGGUGUUAAAAAUAAAAAAAACAUAUAUAUUCCUAGGCCUUAUAGAACAAAUUUAUUAAAUUAUGUAUGUAGUUAAAUUUGUGUCAAUUUUUUCUGCAAAACAAAAAAUUCAAAAUUUUUCAUGUAUGUUUUUGUUUUAAAUCGUUGCGCACUCGAUUUUUGUAUUCCUAAAUAAUUACUUUUCUGUGUUAAUUCACACAAAGCUGUGAAGUUAUCCAAAUCCUUUUUCUGUAUACUACGUUUUUUUUACUCUAAUUAAAACGAUUUGAAAUUUGUCUUUCUUUAUCUCACAAAAGUAAAGAAAUAAAGAAGAAAAUUAUCAUUUUUUGUAUUAAAUAAUAUAUAAAUAAUUAUAUAUUUGUGUAAGAGUUUUGAUUAAAAAUAAUAAUAAUAACAAUAAUGUGAAACCUAAAUGGUACUGAAUACCUGAUGGUCGGAUGUGAAUUUAAAGACGAAACGAACAAAAAAUUAAAUAUGAAUGGUCUCCUCUCUUACCAAAUUAAGAAAUAAAUUGUUUUAUGAUAAUAAACAAAGAAGAAAAAGUAUAA